AUGGUGGACAAUGGUAAAAACAUUGAAUUAGUGCAUCAGCCAACCAAGGAAGAGAUCAAAAGUGCAGUUUAUGGGCUCAAUGGAGAAAGUGCUGGAGGUCCGGAUGGUUUUAAUGGUACAUUUUUUCACUCAUGCUGGGACAUAAUAGGUGAUGAUAUAGUAGAUAGUGAUUCAUACACCUUGCUGGUAAGCUUGCUGCCUAGUCUAAUAUCUGAUGAACAGGCAGGCUUUGUGAAAGGGAGGAGCAUAGUGGAGAAUGUGUUAUUAACGCAAGAAAUAGUUACAGAUAUUAGACUAAGAACGAAGGCAGGUCCAACUGUAGUGAUCAAAUUGGAUAUGGCAAAAGCAUACGAUCGAUUGUCCUGGUUGUUCUUGUCAAAGGUGUUGAGGAAGAUGGGAUUUGGAGAAAGAUUUAUAGGACUGCCUCAUGGCUUCUUUAGAUCAACUAGAGGUGUGAAGCAAGUCUAUAUGCAUCAUUCUACUAGUGCACAAGUGAUUGAUAAGGUUCAGAGGAUUACAGGUAUUCCAAAGCAGGAGUUUCUAUUUACUUACCUUGGAUAUCCAAUAUUCUAUCUUAGAAGGAACAUGGAUUACUAUAAGGAUCUUAUAACAAAGGUAAUGGACAAGUUGCAGAGUUGGAAGGGGAAGCUACUAUCCAUUGGAGGAAGGGAAGUGCUUAUUUCUCAUGUUCUACAGAGCAUGCCAAUUCAUUUGCUUUCAGCAGUCAAUCCUCCAGCUUAUGUGAUCAACUGA
Messenger RNA from Nicotiana attenuata, 753 nucleotides. RefSeq lists its product as uncharacterized. The transcript has 4 exons. NCBI's taxonomy places the organism in Eukaryota, Viridiplantae, Streptophyta, Magnoliopsida, Solanales, Solanaceae. The coding region runs from base 1 to 753 and encodes 250 amino acids. The record is from RefSeq and is a predicted model, not a curated record.